AUGGAGCUGAUACAGCCUUCACAUCCAUUGCACGGCUCAGCUGGUGAAUCCCUUUCUGGGUUCUCGUCUCCGGUGAGUUUCCGACGUGGGUUUGACCGGCCGGCCACUACCUCUCAUUUGGCUGAGAUUUUUGAAGAAGAAGAUAGUGGUGGCGGCGUUGAUAAGGUACAUGUGGCAGUUGGCAAGUCUGUUGAGAAAGCUGUGAGCUUGCUUCAUUGGACUUUCAAGCACUUUGGCUGUAAAGAAAUUUGUAUACUUCAUGUUCAUCAGCCUUCUCAGCUCAUUCCGACUCUCUUAGGAAAGCUACCAGCAAGUCAAGCAAAUGCCGAAGUGGUAUCUGCUUUCAGAAGGGAGGAAGGGGAACGGAAAAUGAAGCUUUUGCAAAAUUAUUUGAGGGUUUGCUCUAGAGCAAAGGUUAAAGCAAGCAUUGCCAUGGUUGAAGCUAAUGAAAUUCAGAAAGGAAUUGUAGACUUGGUCAACAGACAUGGGGUUAGGAAGCUUGUUAUGGGGGCUGUACCAGAAAAUUGCAUGAAGGUGAAAAAGAACUCCAGAAAAGCAAAUUAUGCUGCCAAAUAUGCUGCCUUGUUUUGUGAAAUAUGGUUUAUCAACAAAGGGAAACAUGUCUGGACGAGAGAUGCUUCAGAAGGCCAAAGUUCUCCGCCUUCAUGUAGGCAACUGCAGAUUGCCAAAGUUCUCCCUCAAGAAAAUAAGGAAUUUCACCAAGAAUCAGCUGCAUCACCAACUUUAUCUUGUUCUACAAAUACGUCCUUACCCUACAAUAUUCAUAAUUCAAUUAGUUCAAGUAUAAGCUCUGGUUCAGGAUAUAAUUCUGCCGAGGGAAUGAUGUCUUCAGAUUCUGAUAUAAAUGUUGAGGAACAGAGUUUAUAUGAUAGGCUUGCAGAAGCUACAUUAGAAGCUGAGGCAUCAAAGGACAAGGCAUUUGCAGAGCUAUUGAAGCGCAAAAAUUUAGAAUCAGAAGCUAUGAAAGCUAUCUACAAGGUCAAGCAAUUUGAGUUAGCCCAUGCCCGUGAAGUUAAACUUAGAACAGAGGCUGAGGAUGCCCUGAGAACUACGAUGGGGGAACAACAAAAACUCUUGCAAGAGAAGGAAGAAGUUAGUAGAGAGAUAAGGAGGACCAUGACAAAUAUUGCCCUUCUAGACAGUCGAGCACAGGAAGCAAAUCGUAGGUUUAAUGAAGCUUCUGGGGAAGUGAAACUAAUUCAGACUUCAAUUGCAACUCUUCAGCAAGAAAAACAGAGUAUUCAACGACAGAAGAUGGAAGCCCUACGCUGGCUUGAGCGGUGGAGAAAUCAUCGACAGGCUGGAGCUGCAAACUGCAAUGGGCUCAUUGGGUCUGCUGAAGAACUGCCGAAGUUGUCAGAAUUCUCAUUGUCAGAUCUACAAACUGCAACAUGCAAUUUUUCUGAGAGCUUCAAAAUUGGGCAGGGAGGAUAUGGUUGUGUUUUUAAGGGGGAAAUGAUGGGCAGAACUGUCGCUAUAAGGAAGUUGCAUCCACAUAACAUGCAAGGACAAGCAGAGUUUCAACAAGAGGUACAAGUACUUGGAAAAUUACAGCAUCCUCAUCUUGUGACCUUGCUUGGUGUGUGUCCAGAAGCCUGGUCGCUUGUGUAUGAGCACUUAUCCAAUGGGAGCCUCCAAGACCAUCUUUUCAGGAAAAGCAACGUUUCAUCAGUGCCAUGGAAGACCCGAACACGGAUAAUUGCUGAAAUAUCUAGUGCCCUUUGCUUCUUGCACUCUUCUAAACCUGAAAAGAUUGUCCAUGGUGAUUUGAAGCCCCAAAACAUACUACUAGAUUCAGAACUUAGCUGCAAGAUUUGUGAUUUUGGGAUUUGCAGGCUGGUAACUGAAGACAAUCUUUAUUGUCGAAGUUUCCGCCGGGGUACUGAGCCAAAGGGUGCUUUUCCUUACACAGAUCCAGAGCUUCAGAGAAUUGGAGUCCUGACUCCCAAGUCUGAUAUUUAUUCCUUUGGGCUAAUCAUUCUCCAGUUAGUCACCAGAAGGCCUCCAGUUGGCUUAGCAAGUGAGGUGCGCAAGGCAGUUUUAUGUGGAAACUUGGCUUCAAUUCUGGAUUCCUCAGCUGGAGAAUGGCCUAUAACUGUGGCAAGGCGAUUGGUAGACCUUGGGCUGCAAUGCUGUGAAUUGAAUAGUAGCGAAAGACCAGAGAUCACACCAGCUUUAGUGAGGGAAUUGCAUCAGUUGCAUGCCCCUGAAGAGCGACCAGUGCCAUCUUUUUUCUUGUGCCCGAUCCUUCAGGAAAUAAUGCACGACCCUCAGGUGGCAGCUGAUGGCUUCACUUACGAAGGUGAAGCUUUGCGUGGAUGGUUGCAAAAUUGUCGUGAAACGUCUCCGAUGACCAAUUUGAAAUUGAGUCACUUGCAUCUCACUCCCAACCAUGCCCUACGGCAUGCUAUUCAAGAUUGGCUUUGCAAGUCUUGA
This is a messenger RNA of Prunus armeniaca (apricot), 2457 nucleotides long. NCBI's taxonomy places the organism in Eukaryota, Viridiplantae, Streptophyta, Magnoliopsida, Rosales, Rosaceae. The record is from the annotation of a GenBank genome assembly.